AUGGGUGUUGAUGCCGUUCUGGAGUGUGUUAGGGCAACUGUUACUUCUCAGGACAAUAUGUCUCUGAGCAAGCCGGUUCUGGAGGAUGAGGUAUUGGUUGUCGUAAAGCAACUAGACCCUAUUAAAUCACCUGGGCCGAACGGAUUUACUGGCAGUUUCUACCAAAAAUUCUGGUCUACCAUUGGUGGUGACAUUCUAAGGUUGGUGCAGAGCUUUUUCCAUUAUGGAUGGAUGCACAGGAAGUUGAAUCACACUCACAUUGCUUGGAUCCCAAAAGUGACGAAUCCUAGGAGAAUGACACAGUGGCAACCUAUUUCGUUGUGUAAUGUGGUGUAUAAGAUUAUAUCCAAGGUGUUAACCAACCGCUUAAAGAAAGUCAUUCCGCAUGUUGUCAGUCUGAAUCAGUCGGCCUUUGUUGCAGAGAGACAAAUUACUGAUAACAUCUUGGUGGUUCAUGAAAUCCUGCACUCCCUUAAAAUAGCUCGGGGUUCGGAUAUACAAUUCAUGGCUAUGAAACUGGAUAUGGCUAAGGCGUAUGAUAGAGUGGAGUGGGUUUUUCUCGAGGCCAUGAUGGAGAAGCUAGGUGUCUUGCUCAAUGGUGAGCUGUUAGGGCAGAUUGCUCCAUGUCGGGGACUGAGGCAAGGGGAUCCCUUGUCACCGUUCUUGUUUCUUAUUUGUGAUGAAGGGCUCACGGCUUUGAUACGACGGCAGGAGGAAAGGGGUCUGGUGCAUGGCUUCCAAUUUCGGGAUAGGGGGUUUCAAUCUCUCACUUAUUUUUUUGCUGACGAUUCUGUAUUGUUUUGUCGAGCGAUGGAGCGGGAGGCGAGAAGUUUGCUAACAGUAUUGGAGGAUUAUGCGGCUGCCUUGGGCCAAAGCAUUAAUUUUGAAAAAAAUGUCCUAGAAGAUUGCGUAGGAAUAUGCCUGAGUUGUUGCAUAUCCAAGGGAAGGACGGGUUUGAUUUUUGACUCGGUACGCCGGAACAUUAGUGCUCGGCUUCAUGGAUGGGCUAAGCAAUUUUUAUCCACUGCCGGGAAGAAGGUGUUAAUCAAAGCAGUGGCUAUGGCAAUGCCAAAUCAUGCUAUGUCAUGCUUUAAAUUACCGGUACAGAUGUGCCGUGAAAUAGUGAGUGAGAUAGCGCGGUUUUGGUGGAAAACUUGGGAGGACCGUAAGCCUAUUCUUUGGGUGGGGUGGAAACAAUUAUCGUUGCUCAAGAAGGAUGGUGGGUUGGGUUUUAGAGAUUUGGUGUGUUUCAACCUUGCUAUGCUGGCGAAGAUUGGUUGGAGGAUUUUGGGCCAGCCUCAAUCCCUUUUGGGGAGGGUGCUGCAUGAUAAAUAUCAUCCAGGUGUGGGUUUUCUGGAGGCCAGGGUUGGGAGGAAAGUGUCUUGGGGAUGGCGAGGGCUCAUGCAGGGGAGACGGAUAUUACUGGCUGGUCUGCGUUGGCGGGUGGGGAAUGGAGAAAGCAUUCAGGUCUCAGAGGACCCAUGGAUACCAACGCCUCACACUUUUAAGACGAGUUCACGACAUCCUGACCUACCCUUGACCGUGGCUGACCUAAUUGAUUCUGAGUUGAAGAUAUGGAGGUGCGAUCUAAUCUCAAGGCUUUUUUAUCCGAAUGAAGCUCGGUUGAUUACAAGCAUGCCAAUCAGUCGGUGGGGCUGCCCCGAUAGAUUGAUGUGGCACUUUCACAAGCAAGGAGUUUACACGGUACGGUCUGGAUAUGAUCUUGCGUUGUAUUUGAAACGGAAUGGGGAAUUAGGCGUUAAAGGGGAUGGGGAAGGUAGCAGGCAGUCCAACCAAGCUGCUAUUUGGAAAGGAAUCUGGCGAUUGCGCAUCCCUCCUAAAAUUCGCACGUUCGUCUGGAAGGCUUGCCGGAAUGCUCUGGUUGUGCGACACCAUUUGAAAAAGAGACGGGUGCCAGUGGACAAUGGAUGUGCUUUCUGUGAUCAUGAGGAUUAA
Prunus armeniaca (apricot) is the source of this 1956-nucleotide messenger RNA. NCBI's taxonomy places the organism in Eukaryota, Viridiplantae, Streptophyta, Magnoliopsida, Rosales, Rosaceae. The record is from the annotation of a GenBank genome assembly.